AACCUUUGAAUUUCCUAGAACCUUUGAACAAUUUCAAGUUCAAUUUACUUAUCAAUGAUUUAACGAAACAAAAAAAUAAACUAAAAACAAUGAAGUGCAUUAUUGUUUUAGCCACCAUUUUCUGUCUGUUGAAUGCCUCUUUGGCAUCCAGUAGCCACCAGAAAGGUGAAAAGGCUCAUUCUGCUGUCAUUUCUCAUGUUGCUGAAAAAUUGGAAAGUGUUGGAAUGAUGAAAUCGAAUAGAGCUCAUUUGGAAUGCUAUAAUGGAUUUUUGCCAUUGAUCAACUCAUUGGCACUCAAAGCAAAGGAAAACUCCAAUAUUUGUGUAAAAGAUGGCGAUAAGGAAAAAGAUAAAGCAAUUGCUCAACUGAACCGUACAGAUAUUGCAGCAGAAAUUAAAAAGAUUACUGAUUCAUUGGAAAAUUGUUCUAACCAAAAAGGAUUGGAAUACUUUGUGUGUCUGAAAAAUAAUGCUGAAACUAACAGACAGCUAAUGGAAUUCAUCAAACACAAAUCUAAACUGGUUAUUUCAGAAAAUGCUGCUUUGGUUCAUCUAAUAGAAUCUGAAGAACACAGUUGCGUUAUCGAAGCAGUGAAUAAGGCUAAAAGAGAAAGUGAUCAAGCUUUCGGUGAGCUUAAAUCUUGCAUCAAAGGCAAAACAAAAUUUGAGGAAUAUAGUUCAGAUUGAUUCAGUGAUUUAUAAAAUUUGUCAGAGAGAAAUAAAAAUACGGUCAAAAAGUAUAAA
Molecule: messenger RNA, 743 nt
Organism: Episyrphus balteatus (marmalade hoverfly)
Lineage: Eukaryota; Metazoa; Arthropoda; Insecta; Diptera; Syrphidae
Exons: 3
Coding region: 90-686 (198 amino acids)
Source: RefSeq, a predicted model, not a curated record